ACUCUGGCUUCUAAAUUCCAUCUUGCACCUCUGUGCACCAAUAAAUCCCCUUAUAUUCUCGCCUUACUUACAAGGAUAUAUCAUUACAAAAAACAACAAAAGUUGGUGGCAGCAGUCUCAUUUCAAGGGCGAACCCAGCAGUUCUUCCUCCAAGCAGCUGACAAGGGAAACUUUGGCACCAAAGGGGGCAGCAAGCAGCCGAAUUUGCCUCGCUUGCUGGCUCGCUCCGACCUUCUCUCCAGGCAGCAGGUGGGAUCUUGGGGGGAGCCUGGGCGUGUCCCCGGCUGGGCUGCCUUCUGAAAACCCGCCCGCCUCUUGGGCACUCGAGGCCAGCAGCCCGAGUGCCGCGCAGCCCACUUGGAUUUGCCAACCCGACGCCCUGACCUUUGCCCAUCGCGGUCUCUCCGGCGUCAGCACCAUGGACAGCGAAUUUCUGCCUUCCCUCGACGCGGCUGCCUUUCUGAGCCUCUGGCAACGCUUCGACGCCGACGACAACGGUUACAUAGAAGGGAAAGAGCUUGAUAAUUUUUUCCAUCAUCUGCUGAAGACACUGGGCAGUGAAAGCACCGUAACAGAAGAAAAGGUGCAGAGGGUGAAAAAACGAUUUAUGUCAGCCUACGAUGUGACUGCAGAUGGACGCUUACAAAUACAAGAGCUUGCAAGUAUAAUCUUGUCGGAGGAUGAGAACUUCCUGCUUCUUUUCCGAAGAGAAACACCUUUGGACAACAGCGUGGAAUUCAUGCGGAUCUGGCGCCAAUAUGAUGUUGAUAGCAGUGGUUUUAUUUCAGCUGCCGAACUCAGAAACUUUCUGCAAGAUCUUUUCCAGCUGCAUGGAAAAACCAUUUCUAAGGCAAAACUGCAAGAAUACACAGAAACCAUGAUGAAGCUCUUUGACAAAAAUAAAGAUGGACGACUGGAUCUCAAUGACCUAGCAAGAAUUCUGGCUCUUCAGGAAAAUUUUCUCCUUCAAUUUAAACUGGAUGCUUGUAGUACAGAAGAAAGGAAGAGAGAUUUUGAGAAAAUCUUUGCACACUAUGAUGUUAGUAAGACAGGAGCACUUGAAGGCCCAGAAGUGGACGGAUUUGUUAAAGAUAUGAUGGAACUUGUCAAGCCCAGCAUUAGCGGCACUGACCUGGAUAAGUUCCGCCAGAUCCUGCUUCGCCAUUGUGAUGUGAACAAGGAUGGGAAAAUUCAAAAAUCCGAACUCGCCUUGUGUCUGGGAAUCAAAAUUGCCCCAUAGACCUGAAUGUGCUUCUCCUGUGGCUUGCCAAUUAUUGUCUUUUGUGAGAGCCUGCUGGUCCUGGUAGAACAUUUCCAGUGCUGUGUUAAUAAUCUCUGUUAUGAUGAGCCUAGAAGAUAGAGGCAACUCACAGUGCAGAUGAGAAUCUUCAUUUGCAAGUCUUCAGCCCAGCAGAAUACAUGUGAUGAACAGUAACGACACACAUGCUGUUCCAAAGGAGAUCUCGUCUGUGGGGUUUCUUACACAUUUU
Lacerta agilis (Sand lizard) is the source of this 1490-nucleotide messenger RNA. RefSeq names its product secretagogin, EF-hand calcium binding protein (gene SCGN). Bases 419 to 1240 code for a protein of 273 amino acids. Gene Ontology annotation, cellular component: dendrite; nucleus; terminal bouton. Gene Ontology annotation, molecular function: calcium ion binding. The transcript is spliced from 11 exons. NCBI's taxonomy places the organism in Eukaryota, Metazoa, Chordata, Lepidosauria, Squamata, Lacertidae. Gene Ontology annotation, biological process: regulation of long-term synaptic potentiation; regulation of presynaptic cytosolic calcium ion concentration. The record is from RefSeq and is a predicted model, not a curated record.